CCGGGCCGACGGAGGCGAGGCUCUCUAGCCGGCGGGCUCUCUAUGACCGGCGGGGCCAAGAUGGCGGCGCCAGCCACGCCCGUGGAAUCUCUCGCUUAAGCGGAUGCUGGGCCCUGCGAGGUUGCUGGUGUGGGGAAUAACGCGAGCCAAGAUGAUUGAAGAAGGUGGAAACAAGUGGAAGACCAUGGCAGAGAAGAGGCAGCUAUUCAUAGAAAUGCGUGCUCAGAAUUUUGAUGUCAUACGGCUGUCAACUUACAGAACAGCUUGCAAAUUACGAUUUGUACAAAAAAGAUGCAACCUUCAUCUUGUUGAUAUCUGGAACAUGAUUGAAGCCUUCCGAGACAAUGGCCUUAAUACACUGGAUCAUACUACUGAGAUAAGUGUGUCCCGCCUUGAAACUGUCAUCUCAUCCAUUUACUACCAGUUGAAUAAGCGCCUUCCUUCUACUCACCAAAUCAGUGUGGAACAGUCCAUCAGUCUCCUCCUCAACUUUAUGAUUGCUGCGUAUGACAGUGAGGGCCGAGGCAAGUUGACGGUAUUUUCAGUUAAGGCUAUGUUAGCAACCAUGUGUGGUGGAAAAAUGCUGGACAAAUUGAGAUAUGUUUUCUCGCAGAUGUCAGAUUCCAAUGGCUUAAUGAUAUUUAGCAAGUUUGACCAGUUCCUGAAGGAAGUUCUGAAGCUCCCAACAGCUGUCUUUGAAGGGCCAUCUUUUGGUUACACAGAGCAUUCAGUCCGCACCUGUUUUCCACAGCAGAAAAAGAUAAUGCUGAAUAUGUUCUUAGACACAAUGAUGGCCGAUCCUCCCCCACAGUGCCUUGUCUGGCUACCUCUCAUGCACAGGCUUGCCCAUGUUGAGAAUGUCUUCCACCCUGUGGAGUGCUCCUAUUGUCGCUGUGAGAGCAUGAUGGGCUUCCGGUACCGAUGCCAGCAGUGCCACAACUACCAGCUCUGCCAGAACUGCUUUUGGCGUGGCCAUGCCAGUGGUCCUCACAGCAACCAGCACCAGAUGAAGGAGCAUUCCUCUUGGAAAUCCCCUGCAAAGAAGCUGAGCCAUGCAAUUAGUAAAUCUUUGGGGUGCGUACCCUCCAGAGAACCUGCACAUCCUGUUUUUCCUGAGCAACCAGAGAAACCACUUGACCUUGCACAUAUAGUUCCUCCUCGCCCUCUGACUAAUAUGAAUGACACCAUGGCUAGCCACAUGUCCUCUGGAGUACCCACUCCCACCAAGAGGUUACAGUAUAGCCAAGACAUGCCCAGUCCUUUGGCCGAUGAGCAUGCGCUGAUAGCUUCCUACGUGGCCCGUCUGCAGCACUGUGCACGUUUAAGAACUGAGCACCAUACUUCCGUGAAAAAGUUAGACAUUUCCUGGCUACAUCUGAAAACUGUCCUGGAAAGUCCUACCCGACUGGAUGAGGAACACCGGCUUAUAGCUCGCUAUGCUGCUCGAUUGGCUGCAGAAGCAGGAAACAUGACUCGUCCUCCUACUGAUGUGAGCUUUAAUUUUGAUGCCAACAAACAGCAGAGACAGCUCAUUGCAGAACUGGAAAACAAGAACAGAGAGAUCCUGCAAGAGAUCCAGCGCCUCCGCCUGGAGCACGAGCAGGCCUCGCAACCCACUCCUGAGAAGGCCCAGCAGAACCCCACGUUGCUGGCAGAGCUACGGUUGCUUAGGCAGAGGAAAGAUGAGCUGGAGCAAAGGAUGUCUGCCCUGCAGGAGAGCAGGCGGGAGCUGAUGGUGCAGCUGGAGGGGCUGAUGAAGCUGCUGAAGGAGGAAGAGCAAAAGCAGGCAGCUCAGGCCACAGCGUCACCACAUACAUCACCCACUCACGGAGGUGGCCGCCCCAUGCCCAUGCCUGUCCGCUCCACAUCUGCUGGCUCCACCCCUACCCACUGCCCACAGGAUUCACUAAGUGGAGUUGGGGGCGACGUGCAGGAAGCCUUUGCACAAGGUACGAGGAGAAACCUCCACAAUGACCUGCUGGUGGCCGCUGACUCCAUCACCAACACCAUGUCAUCCCUGGUGAAGGAGCUCCAUUCAGGAGCAGGUGGACCCUCCACCAAGUGUGCCUUCCUCUCAUAUGUGAUCACAGAGGGGCAGUUACACAUUUAGGUUUAUCCUGCAGAUCCAUCUGGUGGAAGAAACACAGUUCUGAAUUUAAAGAAAUUCAGAUCUUCAGUGCAGCCAGGCCUCAACCUGACCCCCUCAUCUCCUGCCUACACUUUGUCCACAGCAGCUCUUUCCCCAGGCCUGACCACCAUCCCAUUCGGAAGCUUUCCUGGAUGUCAGCCACUAUGUCAGCCUCCAGUGCUGGGCUUCCCCAGCUGUCUGUCUGCUUUCUCCUGUUGAUUUGGUUUUGAAACCCUAUCCCCUCUCCUUUUGUCUAUAACCAGGCUCUGAUUUCAUCUGAACUUGGCGACCUCCUGCUUCCUUUACUCCUCACAUCCAGUCUUAUCUGUCUCCAUCUCUCAGCCACUGCAGUGACUUCCCAGAGACCUCUGCCCUGUAGCAUUUUCUGCUCAUGUAAAACCCAGGAAAGAGAAAAUAAAAAAGCCUUUCACAUAUCAUCAUACCUCCAAGUGUCCCCAUGACUCCGUCAGUGGUAGAACAUGUGAUUCUUGCACGUUGUUUCCAGUGCUGGGAUUCCCGUGUGACAUGUUACCCAAGUGAGCUCCCUUCCCAAUUGCAGCACAUCCCUCACACUGAGGGGUCUCUUCUGUCCCCUUUUUACCUAACACAGUGUUUGUGAGUGCCUUGUGGUAGCUUCUUGGGGUUAUUAAAAAUACAGAGCAGUUUCUCCUUGUCCUAUUCAGAUACUUUAGAGAAGAUGACCCCGGUGUUUUUCAGUAGGGGAACAUAUCACUGUUAGAGUUUUUAUGGGACCAAAACAAGGUCUAGCACACACCUCUGCUCGGAGUCCUGUUCUCCUUCAAAAGAGAACAUGCAUGUGGUCUGGCUGGUCUUUCCAAAGCAGGUCAAAUGUAGAUUCUCUUGCUUCAGCAGCUUUAUGAUGCCCCUCUCCCCAUCUGAUCCUGUCUCUUAGUCCCACAGAAGCACAGCCCCCCUUACACUUACACACACACACACACACACA
This is a messenger RNA of Chinchilla lanigera (long-tailed chinchilla), 3092 nucleotides long. RefSeq names its product dystrobrevin, beta (gene Dtnb). Gene Ontology annotation, cellular component: plasma membrane; synapse. Gene Ontology annotation, molecular function: zinc ion binding. Gene Ontology annotation, biological process: synaptic signaling. The record is from RefSeq and is a predicted model, not a curated record. Lineage: Eukaryota; Metazoa; Chordata; Mammalia; Rodentia; Chinchillidae. The coding region runs from base 104 to 2110 and encodes 668 amino acids. The transcript has 20 exons.